Messenger RNA from Aspergillus tubingensis, 780 nucleotides. RefSeq names its product 18S rRNA pseudouridine methyltransferase. The record is from RefSeq and is a predicted model, not a curated record. Gene Ontology annotation, molecular function: rRNA binding; rRNA (pseudouridine) methyltransferase activity. The coding region runs from base 1 to 780 and encodes 259 amino acids. Lineage: Eukaryota; Fungi; Ascomycota; Eurotiomycetes; Eurotiales; Aspergillaceae. Gene Ontology annotation, biological process: rRNA base methylation. Gene Ontology annotation, cellular component: small-subunit processome; nucleolus. The transcript is spliced from 3 exons.
AUGUCGGAUCCUAUCCAGGUUGCCGGGAAGAGAAAGCGUGCCAGGACGCAAUCCUGCCCGCCUCCCGAAUUGCCCCAGCUCGUUGCGGAACAGCACACUCCCAUCCCUGCUCAUGACAAGGAGACCCAGCGUCUGAUUGUCGUUCUCUCCCAUGCCAGCUUGGAAACCUACCGGGCUUCCAGCGGACGCAAUGGUUCCGGUCGUGAUGAGAAGUACUCCCUGCUCAACAGCGAUGAGCACAUUGGUGUCAUGCGUAAGAUGAACCGGGAUAUCAGUGAGGCUCGCCCGGAUAUCACACAUCAGUGCCUGCUCACCCUGCUCGACUCCCCCGUGAACAAGGCGGGUAAGCUGCAGAUCUUCAUCCACACUGCCAAGGGUGUCUUGAUCGAAGUGAACCCUAGCGUGCGCAUUCCUCGUACCUUCAAGCGAUUCGCUGGUUUGAUGGUGCAGCUGCUGCACCGCCUCUCCAUCCGUUCCACCAACUCCCAGGAGAAGCUCCUGAAGGUCAUCAAGAACCCCAUCACCGACCACCUUCCCCCCAACUGCCGCAAGGUGACCCUCAGUUUCGAAGCCCCCGUGGUGCGCACUCGCGACUACAUCGAAUCGCUGGGCCCCAAGGAGAGCGUCUGUAUCUUCGUGGGUGCCAUGGCCAAGGGACACGAUGACUUUGCCGACUCCUUCAAGGACGACACGAUUUCCAUCAGUAACUACAGCUUGAGUGCCAGUGUCGCAUGCAGCAAGUUCUGCCAUGCCGCCGAGGAGGUGUGGGACAUUGUCUGA